CCGACCCCCCCACCCCCCGCAUUCGUUCGUGUGACGACCACAGAAGCUACAGCCUCGAGGAAGAGACAUCGCUCGAGCUUGACGCAGUAUUUUUGGCUUCAAACACGACAACAAGUCGAUUCCCGUCGAGGUCUUGUCGUCAAAUCUUCAACCCGACGUGGGCUUUUGAAGGCGACCUUCUUCACGUCUCUUUCAGAUCGACGCCGUUCGGAACAAAGGAUUCCACAGCCGACCUGCCCGUGGCUUUCAACGCAACAAUGGCCAAGGGAGAAGGCUCACACUCUGUAAUGGCCCGCCCUCAUCACAGCGAUGGCAUCAACGUAAUCUUUGACCAGAACAGCCCCGCCUCGUCCCGCUCCCGGUCCCGCAGCAGCAGCGGCGGCAGCAGCCGCUCCUCUGGUUCUGGCCGCCGCACGGUGCUUAGCAGCCACGGGGGACUCUGCAAGUCUUCAUCGUCUUCCACAUCGUCCUCGCCCAGCUCUGAGUUGACUUCUCGCCCUAGGUCCCGCUCUCGUCCUCGCUGCCACAGACGUUCCUCCCGCUGUGGCUGUGACAGUCAUCGCAGAAAUGGUCGCGGCCGCCACCGCUGCUCCCCACCUCGUCGCUUCAGGGCCAACUCUCGAUCCUAUAGCCGCUCGCCCUCACCAGACAGGUGCACCAGUCGCAGAAGUCACAGGUCCCGCUCCAGGUCCACCAGCCGUCGGAGCAGGCACAGGAGGGCGGAGGACAGCAGAUCCACGGGCAAAAGCUACAGGAGCCACUCAAAGUCCAGAUCUUCAGGCCACUCCCCGAGCUUGAGUGUGGAUGAUAAAAGAGAACUCAUCGGCCCUGCAAAUGCCAAUGCACUGAAGCUCCUCGUAGUGGAGAUGCCAGAAAUUUCAGAGGGAGUGAAACCAGCCUUUUCAGAACAGUUGGAACCCAAACGGGUGUCACCAGAACCAGAGACAUGGGUGAGACAAGACCCGGAAAGGACGACGUCAGAGAAUCCUCCACUCACUGAUGGAGCGCAGGCGUGUGGACGCGUUAUAGUGACUAUUCCUGUCAAGAGCACUAAAAACUGACGAAGAACUCCUCUCCGUAUGCCAAAGAUAAGUCGGUACUUGAGGCGAGUGCUGAGGGGCUGGGAAACCUACGUCACCAUCAUUCUGCCACUCUAGUCAGAGAAGACAUCCUUUUUACUUUGAUCUUUUGUUUGCAUAUUUUAAAAAACAACAUUAAUAUUUCUGUUUUCAAGGUCUGUUCUUGAAGCUUUCAUUGAAUGGUUGAGCUUAGUCUUUUGACAGCAGUGUGGGGUUGGGGAGUGUGCAUGACAGCUGCAGUUUGUUGAAGCUAAUAUUUGAGUUAUAGUCUAUGCAAUAGAAGGGCCUUACAAUUUUAGUAAUGUACAAUCCAUCAAGAUAAACUUCCAAAACUGUAUAAAAAAACAACCUCCAAUAGUUUUACUCACAUUUAACUAGGUCUGUCUCUCUUGUCUUUUUGGAACAGAGCAGUGACGCAGAGCCCGAUGACUUUUCCAACCCAAAGACUUCCCCUAAAAGGAAAACAAUCUCUUUCAGCCUGAAC
Messenger RNA from Scophthalmus maximus (turbot), 1563 nucleotides. It is a transcript of the gene rsrp1, whose product is annotated as arginine/serine-rich protein 1. The record is from RefSeq and is a predicted model, not a curated record. NCBI's taxonomy places the organism in Eukaryota, Metazoa, Chordata, Actinopteri, Pleuronectiformes, Scophthalmidae. The coding region runs from base 258 to 1061 and encodes 267 amino acids. The transcript is spliced from 4 exons.